UGGUCUUGUAUGGAAAGUUAUCAUGUGUUUAAUAUAUCCGAAUUGAUGGUUUUAUUCAUCAGAAAUUUAGCAAUUUAAAGUUAAUACAGUGGUUUUGUAAACAGUCCUGGUUGAUAACGAUGUAUACUCUAAACGACUCUGAAAAAGAUGAUGUGAUCAAAAUAUUGCAAGAAUUUGGUAACUCCAUAUCUGAUCGUUUGGAGUCCUACGUUCGCCCACUAGUUGGAUUGCAAAGACAAGGGAUUGAAAAUCCGCUUCAUACAAAUUUUUGUACUAGUUAUGGAGAAUACAAAGUGAGAUGGCGUAUUAAGAAUUGGAAAGAAUGGAAAGGUAUAGAUGGCAAUGAAGACCGUGACGAACUACAGGGUGCUCUUUUUCAAGGAGAUAUCGUAUUGCAAUUUGCAUCGAAUACUGAUACCGAUACAGAAAGCUGUUGUCAAAUGGUGUGAGCAUCUUUCCAUCGAUAAUUGUCGAACAAUUACCAAAUGAUUUAUUAGAGAAAUAAAUUUGGUAAAAU
Molecule: messenger RNA, 517 nt
Organism: Ciona intestinalis (vase tunicate)
Lineage: Eukaryota; Metazoa; Chordata; Ascidiacea; Phlebobranchia; Cionidae
Source: RefSeq, a predicted model, not a curated record